UAUCGGAUAAAGUUUUGUUUUUUUAACUUGAAGGUUAGAGAGUUUUGGCAGAGUUACCGUUAAGCUAACAUGCUAAUGCUAAUGCAACGUUUCCACAUCAGAUCUUUAGUCGCAACGUUUUAAAGGGGAAGCAGAAAACGAAGAGGUAUGCAGCGAUGAAAAGAAUGAUCAGUCUCAAGGACCAAAGAAUAAAAGAGACAGACAGAGCCAAAGCAAAAGAGAAAAAGAAGAAAGACCCUUCGCAGCUGAAGGAGAGAGAAGUGACUAAGUACCCAUCGUGCCUCUUUUUUCAAUACAACACUCAGCUUGGCCCACCAUACCACAUUCUGGUUGACACAAAUUUUAUAAACUUCUCCAUCAAGGCCAAACUGGACAUUGUUCAGUCUAUGAUGGACUGCCUUUAUGCCAAAUGUAUACCAUAUAUUACAGACUGUGUAAUGGCUGAGAUUGAAAAGCUUGGAAUGAAAUACAGAGUCGCGCUCAGGAUAGCAAAAGAUCCAAGAUUUGAGCGUCUGCCUUGCACACACAAGGGAACUUACGCUGAUGACUGCUUAGUCCAACGAGUGACACAGCACAAGUGUUACAUCCUGGCCACUGUUGACCGAGAUCUGAAGAGAAGAGUCAGGAAGAUCCCUGGAGUGCCCAUCAUGUACAUCUCAAACCACAGGUAUAACAUUGAACGGAUGCCUGAUGACUACGGUGCUCCAAGAUUUUAAUGUAUCUACAGCUGACCAAGAACUGUAAAUAGACUGAAGUUUCCUGUUGAUUAUUCCUUUCAUUUGUAUUAAAAAUAUUGAGGAUUGAAGCUAAUUUUGUUUUCUCUGGAUACUCCUGCUUUCUUGUACAGUCCAGAGACACAUACAUGUUAGGUUAAUAUAACAAACACAUUAACUGGGGAUUCUGGUUUGACAGUACGGGUGAGUUUGAGUGUGAAUGAUUGUGAUGAUGACCCCUGUGAUAAGCUGGUGACCUGUCUGGCGUGUAUCCUUCCUCUCGCCCAGUGUCAGCAGGAUUGGAUAAACCUUGAAUGGAUGGAAGUUUAAUUUUGUGAGGAUGGGGUGUAUUUGGUCACAUUUCAAACUGCAAAAUAAUUUAAUUGAAUUAUUUGUUCUUGAAACAUAUUGUUACAAUUUUUUUGAUUGAAUAAAGGUGUUAUUGAAAUAUC
This is a messenger RNA of Oreochromis aureus, 1165 nucleotides long. It is a transcript of the gene fcf1, whose product is annotated as FCF1 rRNA-processing protein. The transcript has 8 exons. NCBI's taxonomy places the organism in Eukaryota, Metazoa, Chordata, Actinopteri, Cichliformes, Cichlidae. Gene Ontology annotation, cellular component: nucleolus; small-subunit processome. The record is from RefSeq and is a predicted model, not a curated record. Bases 156 to 716 code for a protein of 186 amino acids.